Messenger RNA from Phytophthora sojae, 987 nucleotides. RefSeq lists its product as hypothetical. Gene Ontology annotation, biological process: mRNA export from nucleus. Lineage: Eukaryota; Oomycota; Peronosporomycetes; Peronosporales; Peronosporaceae. Gene Ontology annotation, cellular component: THO complex part of transcription export complex. The record is from RefSeq and is a predicted model, not a curated record. Gene Ontology annotation, molecular function: protein binding. The transcript is spliced from 5 exons. The coding region runs from base 1 to 987 and encodes 328 amino acids.
AUGGCGCUGCGGGGCGAGAGUGCGCCGUGCGGCAAGCCGGCGGCAUACGUGCAGCUGCCGGAGCUGGACGGACAUUCGCGCAAGGUCUACGCGCUGGCCUUCAACUGCGAUGGCACCAUGCUGGCGUCCGGCUCGCUCGACCGCAGCAUCCGCAUCUGGGACCCCGUCACCGAGCGCGAGCUGACGGACCUGCGCGGCCACUCAGACUCGAUCCUGUCGCUGGCCUGGGACCCCACGACGCCGCACCGGUUGGCUAGCACAGGCUCCGACAAGACGGUGCGCUUCUGGGACGCCAAGACCGGCCGCAUCGUCAACAGCGUCUCGCUGCCCGCCGACGCCGUCAACAUCGCGUACAGCCAUGACGCCAAGUACGUUGUGGUGGGCAACCUGAACAUGGACUGCAUCACGCUCAUCGACACGCGCAAGGCGCGCGUGGUGCGGCGUGUCGUGAAUCCGUUCGAGUCCUACGAGAUGCAGUUCAGCAAAAGCGGCUUCCUCUUCGUGGCGGCGGGCCACGCUGCAGGCUUCGGCACGUUCGAGAUCAUGCGGGUUGUAGCUGAAAAGAAGGGCAAUCCGAAUCUUGAAAGCGCGCACAAGGUCAUGGCACACGCAGGAAGCUGCGUCAGCUUGGACUUCCACCCAUCGGGAAGGUAUUUGGUUCUGGGCGGCCUGGACUCACUCGUUAGUGUGUGGGACCUGGAAGAGCUGUACUGCGUCAAAACAUUCGUGGUCACAACAUCAAGCAUUAGGUUUGUCCGGUUUAGCCACGACGGCAAGUACAUUGCUGUUGGCAUGGAUGACCCCAACGUGGUCGUGGUGGAAGUGGAGAGCGGUGAGGAGGUCGUGAACCUCCAACUCCAAAACAACCUGCAGUACUUGAGCUGGCAUCCAAGCAAAAACGUGCUGGCGUAUGUUGGCGACAAGGGCUCAAGUGACAAGAACUCUAACCGCGACGGUGUCAUUAAGAUGAUCGAGAUGAAGGAGUAG